Messenger RNA from Daldinia loculata, 1074 nucleotides. RefSeq lists its product as uncharacterized. The transcript has 5 exons. The record is from RefSeq and is a predicted model, not a curated record. NCBI's taxonomy places the organism in Eukaryota, Fungi, Ascomycota, Sordariomycetes, Xylariales, Hypoxylaceae. The coding region runs from base 1 to 1074 and encodes 357 amino acids.
AUGGAGGAUGCUUAUGGACUUGGAAAUACCCUAGCCGACCCUAAGGAUGCCAAAGUCGACAUUGUCUUUGUCCACGGUCUGAAUGGCAAUAGAGUCACGACUUGGACGUCUGAUCCUAGCGAUGAGAACCCAAUCUCUGUUUUCUGGCCUAGGGAUCUUCUUCCUUCCAAAUGUCCCAACGCUCGGAUUCUCUCGUUCGGCUACAACGCCUCGAUUGCCCAUUUCUAUCCCCUCUUUGGGCCAAAGCAUGUGCCCCCUACAACAACUAUUGAUAAUCAUUCUUCCGCUCUGUUCGAUGACUUGAUUGGUCUGAGAACUCGGACGAGUAGUACAGACCGGCCUCUCAUCUUCGUAGCCCAUAGCCUCGGCGGUAUUGUCUGUGCAAAUGCAGUCUCCAAACAGCUGGGUGUCGACGCAGCCAAGAAGGACCUGAUAGCGAAGGUGUGCGGGAUGAUCUUCCUAGGGACACCCUUUGCUGGUGCUAAGCAAGCGAGAUGGGCAGAGAUUGCAACUAAGCUGAUGUCUGUAAUUUCGACUACCAACGCGGACCUAAUCAAAGACCUGGAAGAGAGAUCCAAGGCUCUAGUCGAGAUCAACAACAAUUUUGCCCAGCUGAUCAAGGCGAGAGAUCGAACGCCCCCUUGGAUCGAGAUUGCCUGUUACUUCGAGGGACUGCCGACCUAUGUGAAGAAGAAGAGUAUAGGGUUCAUAGUAGACAAAGCCUCGGCUACGCUGCCGGGUAUCGCACCCGUCUCCAUUGAAAAGAAUCAUGCCAGCAUGCCUAAGUUUGACGGGGAAUACCGACCGGGAUUCAUUAGCAUCUCGGACAAGUUGUUCAGAUGGAUCCAGGAUCUUGAUCGAAAGGCUGCGGAAAAUCAGACGGCCGGCGGCGUAAACAUUGGCUCAACUAACUACCAUGCCCCUAUCUCCAAUAACCGGGGAGUUGUUACCGCUGCAAUCGUCAGUACCCAAAAGCACGGCUUGAGAGUGGUUGGGUCUCACAUUACAUACAACUACGGAGAGAAAAGGAACCAGUCCUCUUCAGACAGUGAUGAGGAUGAUACUCAAUGUUGA